Molecule: messenger RNA, 2497 nt
Organism: Carcharodon carcharias (great white shark)
Lineage: Eukaryota; Metazoa; Chordata; Chondrichthyes; Lamniformes; Lamnidae
Product: zinc finger protein 271-like
Exons: 2
Coding region: 399-1430 (343 amino acids)
Biological process (GO): regulation of transcription by RNA polymerase II; central nervous system development
Cellular component (GO): nucleus
Molecular function (GO): RNA polymerase II cis-regulatory region sequence-specific DNA binding; DNA-binding transcription factor activity, RNA polymerase II-specific
Source: RefSeq, a predicted model, not a curated record
ACUUCCUGUAGGGACUGAAAACCAAGUGAGGAGAAGAAGGAUUGCAUCGUACUACACCAGAGAAUACAGAGAGGAUAGACAUCGCAGAUAGAUACUGAUUAUCACCCAAGGAACAACUGCACAACUGUGGGAAGACAUCCAGACCCUUCACAGCAUUGCUCAACACAGAGAAGGUUGGGCAGUGAAACCAUCAUCUGGAAAUCGUUCGGGUCAAGGGAGGUUUGACAGAUCAUCAGAUCUGAAACUGGUCAGUGGUGUGGAACCUUCCAUCAGAACCAACCUUUCCGAAGGUUUGGCUGUGGGUGAUCAGUCAGCGUGAGGCUGGGAAGAAGUGUGAGUGGCUCCAAGUGUGGUGAGAGCUUCAAUCAUUCAUUGAGCCCCUUGAACCACUGACUCACAUGGAAGAUAAACAACUCAAACAAGAGGUCUGCGACCAAGUGUACACACAGUCAUCGAUAUUGGUGAAUGAUCAAAGCAUCCACACUGGGGCGAAAACGGUAAUGUGUGAGGUUUGUGAGAAGACUUUCCCUCGAUCCUGUGAUCUCCUGAAGCACCAGAGGAUCCACACAGGUGAGAAACCAUUCAAGUGUGAGGUGUGUGACCAAGCAUUCACACUGUCAUCGACGCUCGUGAAUCACCGACGCAUUCAUACUGGGGAGAAGCCCUUCAAGUGUGAGGUGUGCAAUGAGGGCUUUGCACAAUCAUCAACCCUGUUGUAUCACAAGCGCAUUCACACAGGGGAGAAACCGUUCACAUGCGAAGUGUGCAACAAAUCAUUCUCCCACUCGUCUUCCUUCCGAAAACAUCAACGCAUUCACACAGGGGAGAGGCCAUUUAAGUGUGAGGUAUGUGACAAAGCCUUCACAAGUUCAACAUCCUUCCUGAUGCACCAGAGGAAUCACACAGCAGAGAAACCUUUCAGGUGUGAGGUCUGUGAGAUGGCCUUCGCCCAAUCCUCUGAUCUCCUGAGGCACCAGAGGACCCACACAGGUGAGAAACCUUUCAAGUGUGAGUUUUGCGACCGAGCCUUCACACGGUCAUCAACGCUUGUGCGACACCGACGCACUCACACUGGGGAGAAGCCAUUCAUGUGUGAGGUUUGUGAGAUGGCUUUCACCCAAUCGUCUGAACUCCUGAUGCACCAGAGGAUCCACACAGGGCAGAAACCCUUCAAGUGUGAGGUGUGUGACCAAGCUUUCACACGGUCAGCGACGCUUGUGAAUCACCGACGCAUUCACACAGGGGAGAAACCAUUCAAAUGUGAGGUGUGUGACCAAGCCUUUGCACGGUCAUCAACACUCGUGAAUCACCGACGCAUUCACACAGGAGAGAAGCCAUUCAUUUGUGAGCUGUGUAAUGAGGGCUUUGCACAAUCAUUGGCUCUGCUGAACCACCAGCGCAUUCACACAGGAGAAACCAUUCAGGUGUGAGACGUGUGACAAAUCAUUCUGAGUCAUCGACCCUCUAUUUACACUUUCACACAAGUGAGAAUCCAUUCAAUUGUUAGGUGUGCAACAAAGCUUUCACAAUGUCUUGUUCCUCCUGCUCCACCAGAAGAUGCACACUUGGGAGUAACCCUUUAAGAUGAGGUUUGCAAUAAAUCUUUUGUGACAUCUUCGAUCCUCCUGGGACACCAGUGAGUUCACACUGUGGAUAAACUGUUCAUGUGCAAUGUUUGUGAAACGGCUUUCACUCACACCUCCAAUCUCCUGAAGCACCAUCGGGCUCACACCAGUGAGAAACCAUUCAGGUGUGAGGUGUGUGACAAGGCUUUCACACAGUUAACGUUUCUCCUGGUCCAUCAACACGCUCAUAUAGGGAAGAAACCCAUCAGUUUUAGUUCUGUAAUAAAGCCUUAACCCAGUUUUUGGACCUCCUGGAACAUCAGCGAACCUACACUGGAGACAAACCAUUCCAGUGUGGCAUGUGGCAGGACUGUUUCAUUGACUCCUCCUCUCUUGCCGUUCACCGACAUCUCCAUAUGGACUUGGAGCUGGGUCACCUACUUCCAUUGCACUGAAGUUGUCUAUCUUGUUUACUCUUUACUGCCUGCACAGGGAAGCUGUCAUUCCAAAGCACUGUCUGACUCACCAGUGUCUGUUUGGAACCUCUCCCACCAUUAGUCCAAUUGGUUCAAGAAGGCCAAUUUAACUUUUCACCAGAUCACCAAACAUCCCGAAAAGUAUCAGUAUACCCAAUAUGUCCCGUAAGCCCACUGGGAGAUCGCGAUCCAUAGGUUGGGCACCGCUGUUGUAAGGGACUGAAAACCAAGAGGGUUCACAUGAGUGAAGGAGAACAGCUUAUACGGUUUAUAUCCCGUAAUAUCCACACAAAUGUUCAGGACUGAAUAUCCAGUGGGCGAAGGAGCAGAUUUUAUACCAAUUUUUAAAAAAUUAAUUCUCAGGAUGUUGGUGUCACUGGCUAGGCCAGCCUUUAUUGCCCAUCCCUAACUGCUGUUGAGGAGAUGGUGCUGAGCUGCCUUCUUGAACUGCUGUAG